GAAAUGGCCUCUUUCAUUUGGAAAUGAGUUUAACGUAAAACUUUCCGUAGCUGUCUGGUGGCUGAAUGUGUCUGCGGCAGCUGGGUGACCAAAGCAUCAGAGGAUCGUGCCUCAGAAAAAGGGGGCGGAGAGGAGAGAGGCGAGGAAGGGGCGGAGGUCACCCAGACCUCCACCCCGCGGAGACUGCGAGCAUCUCUAGGUGCCUCGAAGUCCUGGAAACAGUAAGUCCUGCCGGUGAUCCAGCGCGCAAAGGGUACCAGGGAGGUGCGAGCCGUGGAACCUGAGGUUGCCGCUGUCCGCUGCUGGGUGCGUCAAGGCACGCGGGGCUCAGCUCUCUUCUGCUCCGGACACAGCCACUCAGUGACCCAGGAUGCCGAGAUGUCUGCAAUUCGAGACUGCACAGCUGUGAUGGAGAGGUGACUUGAGGGAACAGCUUCCAUUUCGACAACGAUGUCCAUGAACAGUUCCAAACAGCCAGUGUCUCCUGAAGCAGGGCUCGUCGCGAACACAACCUGCCACACAGAAAACCGGCUCUCAGUAUUUUUCUCGAUAAUUUUCAUGACAGUGGGGAUCUUAUCCAACAGCCUGGCCAUCGCCAUUCUCAUGAAGGCAUAUCAGAGAUUCAGGCAGAAGUCGAAGGCUUCCUUUCUGCUCUUGGCUAGUGGCCUGGUGAUCACAGACUUCUUUGGCCAUCUCAUUAAUGGAGGGAUAGCUGUCUUUGUGUAUGCUUCUGAUAAAGACUGGAUCCGCUUUGAUCAAUCAAACAUCCUGUGCAGUGUUUUCGGAAUCUCCAUGGUGUUUUCUGGCUUGUGCCCACUUUUUCUAGGCAGUGCAAUGGCCAUUGAGCGCUGUAUCGGGGUCACCAACCCCAUAUUCCAUUCUACGAAAAUUACAUCUAGACACGUGAAAAUGAUCCUGAGCAGCGUGUGCAUGUUCGCCAUUUUCGUGGCUCUGCUGCCCAUUCUUGGGCACCGAGAGUAUAAGAUUCAGGCAUCCAGAACCUGGUGUUUCUACAACACAGAGCACAUCGAAGACUGGGAGGACAGAUUCUACCUCCUGUGCUUCUCUCUCCUGGGCCUCCUUGCUCUCGGUGUUUCGUUCUCGUGCAAUGCCGUGACCGGAGUUACACUUUUACGGGUGAAGUUUAAAAAUCAGCAGCACAGACAAGGCAGGUCUCACCACCUGGAGAUGGUCAUUCAGCUCCUUGCCAUAAUGUGCGUCUCCUGCGUCUGCUGGAGUCCCUUUCUGGUAACGAUGGCCAACAUUGCGAUCAAUGGAAAUAACUCCCCAGUGACCUGUGAAACGACACUCUUUGCUCUCCGAAUGGCAACAUGGAAUCAGAUCUUAGACCCUUGGGUCUACAUCCUGCUCCGGAAGGCUGUCCUUAAGAACCUGUAUAAGCUUGCCAGUCGUUGCUGUGGGGUACACAUCAUCAGCUUGCACAUCUGGGAGCUCAGCUCCAUCAAGAACUCCUUAAAGGUUGCUUCUAUCUCUGAGUCACCAGCUGUGGAGAAGGACGGCCAGCAAGCAUCUCGUGAAGCUGGACUCUAUGGUUGGUAAACUUCUGCAAUGAACAACACCAUGCAUUUCAACUGAGAAGGGACUGAGAAGGGACUGAGAAGGGACUGCUUCCCGAGAACCCAGCACUCUCCCUGUGGGCUCUAAUGCAGAUGGAAUUGUUCCUCUAUUGCCAUGAUGUCACCUUGGCCUUGUGUGUCUACAGUGAGACCAUCUUGUAACACCACCCUGUAGUAGGGGCAAGCCUCCACUCUGUACGUAUUCUGGAAGAUUUAUCCGUACUACCUGAGCAUACUUUUACGGCAAUUUAACCGAUCUUGAGCUAAGGCUAAACCCCCAGUAUAAAUGUCAAAAAUUGAAAAACGUUCCGUAUUAUACCUGUUUGUCAUUGUAGAUGUUGUAUACAGCUUAGCAGUUUAUGAUGUAAUGAGUAAUAGAGGAAGCAUUCGCUGAUAGCUUCCACAGACCCAAGUAAAAAUGUGUUUGUUCUUAUUUGACAUAAUAAAUAGUAGAAAUAGUUUCAACAA
Molecule: messenger RNA, 2045 nt
Organism: Meriones unguiculatus (Mongolian gerbil)
Lineage: Eukaryota; Metazoa; Chordata; Mammalia; Rodentia; Muridae
Gene: Ptgfr
Product: prostaglandin F receptor
Exons: 4
Coding region: 451-1560 (369 amino acids)
Biological process (GO): positive regulation of cytosolic calcium ion concentration; adenylate cyclase-activating G protein-coupled receptor signaling pathway; inflammatory response
Cellular component (GO): plasma membrane
Molecular function (GO): prostaglandin F receptor activity
Source: RefSeq, a predicted model, not a curated record